Messenger RNA from Cotesia congregata, 333 nucleotides. Lineage: Eukaryota; Metazoa; Arthropoda; Insecta; Hymenoptera; Braconidae. The record is from the annotation of a GenBank genome assembly.
AUGAGUUUUCAGAGGGCGCUAAAGUCGAGUUCUCAAAAAAAAGUGUUCCAUGAUGAGGAACAAUUAGAAACGACAUUCAAACGAAAGAAGCGAUUCAUAGAUUCAGAAGCAUCACGUAAGUUUAUCGCUGCAGCUGAUCCUGAUGAAGAACCAAGUACGUCCCAAAACUGGGUUUGGAGAGUUCUCAAGGCAGCAUUGCCUUUACAGUUAGCCUUGAUAGCUCUAUUUUGCGCUGCAUGUUUUUUAGAACCUCAUUGUUGUGAGGCAUCUAAUAAUGUUAAUUUUAUAUUUACUCCACAACUGCGGUAUAUUCGUGGACCGCCACCAAUCUAA